AUGAAGAGCCGUUUAAUGGGUACAGGCGAAGAAAAGAGUGGUUCUAAGCCCUGUGUGCGAACGCCGGCGUCCGUGGCGGUAAGCCCCCGGUGGUGUAGUGUCGAGUGUAAGGGUGAUGGAAGCGCCAAGGAGGGCUCCUGGCCGCGAGGGGCCGGCGUUGCUGCGCGUAGCGAGCGAUGGGCGCGCGUGUGCCUCGAGGUCGGUUUGCCGGCGGAGUGGGCCGCGCUGUCAGAGCCGGCGAGGGUGCGCGCGCCUGCACCACCGCGCAUGCGUGCUCGUCCGCCGCAAGCGAUUAAACUAAAUACACCAACACGCAGCGCCACUACAUGUGCUAUACUGGCGCGCUGCCGCCUUACCUACAUAUCGAGUGCGCUUUCAUUUGAGACCCCAUCGAGUAUAUUUGCAGACCUUCGGUUACCCUUCGCCACUUACCCCCCAUAUCUUCUAAACGGCUCAACCGAUUUUCGUCAAACAUGUCUAAGAACACUUGUACAGCAACUGAAGACCUUGAAAAUGUCCAGAUUCCGCUUUGGACGCCAACAUGAUGGGUAUCGUCUAGUAUCUAAUGACGACAGCGGCUUCUCCGACGCACAAUUUGAGGUUCCACCGCCCAAAAUACCAUGGAAAGCAAUAUCUUUAGCGGCAUUCCUGUUUGUUGUGGGUACAGCACUACUUAUUGCAGGGAGUUUAAUUGUAACCGGGCACAUAGACACUAAGUACUCUGACCGACUGUGGCCUAUGAUAGUUUUAGGCUGUAUAAUGUUCCUGCCAGGGGCAUACCACAUAAGAAUAGCAUAUUAUGCAUAUAAGGAGUAUCCUGGUUAUAGUUUCUCUGACAUUCCAGAGUUUGAAUAG
Spodoptera exigua (beet armyworm) is the source of this 855-nucleotide messenger RNA. Lineage: Eukaryota; Metazoa; Arthropoda; Insecta; Lepidoptera; Noctuidae. The record is from the annotation of a GenBank genome assembly.